GCUAGGUGGGGUGUGGCUCGUCAGCUUGUCGGUAACGCGCACGCAGGGAGGCGGAGGCGCGUUCUUGCGUUGAAGUCUGAAAGUUGUGUCGGACUCCCAGGGACCGCUCCGGCUGAGCGGCAACAUGGACGACCUGGAUGCUUUACUUGCUGACUUGGAGUCCACCACAUCUCAUAUAUCCAAGCGACCAGUGUUCUUAUCUGAGGAGACUCCAUAUUCCUAUCCCAGUGGUAGUCAUACAUAUCAAGAAAUUUCUAUACCGCCUGCACAUGCCAGUGAGUCUCUUAAUGGCACCUUUACUGAUCCCCUGGAUUCCUGGACCACCAGCUCCAAUGCAUUUUCCCAGCAGCAGAAUCCCAUCCCCAGCAGUUCUAUUGUGAAGGAGGCUGUGGGAUCCCCCUCUGCUGGAGAAGAGGAACAUGUAUACAGUUUUCCCAACAAACAGCGAUCUGCCGAGCCAUCUCCCACCGUCAUGAGCUCAUCAUUGGGCAGCAACCUGUCCGAGUUAGACCGCCUGCUCUUGGAGCUAAAUGCUGUGCAACAAGCCCCAUCAGGCAGCCUUUCUACAGAUGAUUUGACUCGGAUCACACAGCCUGUAGCAGUCCCCGUUUCUCUUUCCAGUGUUUCGGACAGCUCAGGAUUUAAGAUUGGCCAAUCCUCAAAGGAAAAACCAAAGCGCAACGGGGCCCGGGGUAUAGAGGAUGUCCGCCCAAGUGUGGAGAGUCUUCUAGAUGAACUUGAGAGCUCUGUGCCAGCCCCAGUUCCGUCAGUCACUGUGUCUUCAGGAGAAAUGAACAGCUCUCAGAGGGUUACCCCUAGCCAGCAGCAGACCCGAAUCUCUGCCUCCUCUGCUACACGGGAACUGGAUGAACUUAUGGCUUCUCUCUCUGAUUUUAAGACAUGUCAUACUUGUUCUGAGCCCAUUUCUGAAUGGUGUAAGAGUAUCCCUGCACUCCCCCCAAGCUAUGUAUGCAGCGCUCCUCUAUAUGCAAGACCAGAUAGUAAUUUUGAUGCGGUCACACCCAGUAGUCCUGCCGUUUUCCUGCACAUUGAUGAGGAUGACAACCAUGCCUCAUCAUCCGCUUUUAGAAAAGGCAUUGUCCUCUCCAGUCACGGUUUACAGACGGAUUUAGCGCCUAAAGAUCAGUUUGUGAUCACUCCACUCGAUGCUUACAGUCAAAGGACCGACCUUUACCUGCCAAGCUUUUACAAGAAUUGUCCAACAAAGCAGAAGGGUCUUGAUGUCCACCCUGCAGAAUUCUCACAGUUGCCGCAUGCUGUCAAGUCUUAUGAUUUCACUGACGACCAGGCAAGGCAAGAGCAAUGCACUUCUGCGGUAUGGAAGUCUUGUGAAAAUCUAGUGCUGAACGAAGAAAAGCUCCCAUUGGAAUUGGCCCAUUAUCAAUGUUCAGCCAAUGAAAUGUCAGAAAUGGCUGCUGCGGGCAAAAAACUUGUGACUGAUAACAGGUUUAGUAAACAAGUAGGGAGUGGUGCGCCAAAUGGACACUUUGAACAAAAUCCAACAUUUGGACUUCAUCCUGAUCCAAGUAAUACUGAUGGUUUAUGGACACAGGAUUCACAUGAAAUUCCAUAUCAAGAGGUUCCACGGAUUUCUGCCUCACGUCAGAUGAAGUCUGUGAUCAAAAGAACCAAAGAGUCCCCUAAUGUGCACCCAAUGUCUCGGGACCUCUCUCCUCGUCGGAAGUUUGGGCCAGCUAUAUACUAUAAGAGUCCAUCACAAGACCGGCUUAUUGAAGAGCUGCAUGGGCGAUUUGGCAUAGACAAGCAGGAGACUAGCAAGACUCCAGAGGAUAACUGGCUGACGGAGGGUGUGAUCAUUACAUCUCAGCCCGCUAAAAAUGUGCACCAGCCUGAGCAGAGGAUAGAGAAGAUAAUUAUCCCUCCAGAUUCUCCUCAGCUGAUGAGAAAAACAAUUACCACUUCUCCUCAUGGCACAUUACAGCUAACACGACUUGUGUCUAAAUCUACAUCCCCAGCACUACCACCACCACCUCCUAUGUCUUCCUCUACUGAAGCUGUCUCUUCAUUAUUCCCACCUCCAGCCCCUCCAUUGCCCCAAAGCCUCCCUCCCAUGCACAACAUGACCACAUCAAGUACACUUCCUCCUCAGCCACCUUCUUCAUGGAAACAAUAUAGUGAUGAUUACCAGGACUUGUCGAGGGCUGUUUUUCCUCAAGAAGAAUCUAGAAAACCUUGUCAGGAUGACACUACCAUGCCAUUGAUGGUGACCCCUUCUCUACUGAGAAUGCUGCCUACUCCAAAAUCAUAUGUAUCUGUGGGUUGUCAGACAGACGAUAAUUCACUGUUUCCACCUAUUCAGGCAUGGGACGAAAGUGUGUCCAUGAUGAUGUCUCCUGCUACUUACUCUAGUGGCAGGGCACUUACCGCACGUCCUCCUCUAAGCUGUUCCUUCUCUGACAAGUCACUGGUUCCUUUACUUCCCGCCUCUUCUACGUGGCCUCCACAAGAAGAAAAGUCUUUCGUGCCUGACUUUGAUUACCGCAAUGUCAACUCUAGAUUCCUGGAUUCAACAAAUGAAACCCCUUUGUUUAUGGCUCAAGGCCAAGGAAGAGCGGUGAACAGUUCUCCUCCAUCCAGCGCUCCGAAGCCUGGCAGUCAGCUAGACAAUAUGCUGGGUAGUCUCCAAUCUGACCUCAACAAGUUGGGUGUGGCAACGGUGGCUAAGGGGGUGUGUGGUGCUUGCAAGAAACCAAUUGCCGGCCAGGUUGUCACGGCCAUGGGAAAGACUUGGCACCCAGAGCAUUUUGUGUGCACACAUUGCCAGGAGGAAAUUGGGUCACGUAACUUCUUUGAACGCGAUGGGCAGCCCUACUGUGAAAAGGAUUAUCAUAAUCUCUUCUCCCCUCGAUGUUUUUACUGUAAUGGACCCAUACUGGAUAAAGUUGUGACUGCUUUGGACAGAACAUGGCAUCCAGAGCAUUUCUUCUGUGCGCAGUGUGGGGCAUUCUUUGGACCUGAAGGUUUCCAUGAGAGGGACGGAAAGGCUUAUUGCCGUAAGGAUUAUUUUGACAUGUUUGCUCCCAAGUGUGGUGGCUGCACCCAUGCAAUCCUGGAGAAUUACAUUUCUGCGCUCAACACUCUGUGGCAUCCUGAGUGCUUUGUCUGUAGGGAAUGUUUUACUCCAUUUGUGAAUGGAAGCUUCUUCGAGCAUGAUGGGCAGCCAUACUGCGAGGUUCAUUACCAUGAGCGUCGUGGAUCACUGUGUUCCGGCUGCCAGAAGCCAAUCACCGGCCGCUGCAUCACCGCCAUGGGGAAGAAAUUCCAUCCCGAGCAUUUUGUUUGUGCCUUCUGCCUUAAGCAACUCAAUAAAGGAACCUUCAAGGAGCAGAAUGACAAGCCUUAUUGCCAGAACUGCUUUGUCAAGCUCUUCUGCUAGAGAACUGCACUGAAUCUAAACAUUUCAGCUCUGAGGGUAUGAGCGCAGCCAGGGUGGUUGAUAAAUGUCCGGACUUUAAGUGUUAAGGGAGGCUGAGGAUCCUUACUACUUCUGUUUUUUACAUUUCCUUGCAAGGUGCUGAUCUGUACGUUGGUCACCAAAACACUUCAUUUCAGAAAGGCCCCUUAUUUCAUAUUUGGCAGCGCAAAGCUGCCCAUGAGUAGUACUGCAUGGCACGUUCACCUUGUGCUGUACGGCACUUUAAAAGGAGAGACAAUCUUCCAUGCAGCAGUUGUACGUGUGUAUUAGAAUGGCUUGUCAUGGUUAGACUGCUGCUGGCUCCCUCACUUAGAAAGUAAGAGGACUGGCUCUCACGUCCUCGCUAGAAUGAGAUUGGCAGCUUUCAUUACAUGGGUUAAGCUGUGUCCUAAAAGGCCUGAUUCGGGAAUUACAGCAAUAACAUUUUCUAAUGACGGUUACUGGUAACUUGUCGCCUGAAGGCAGAGUAGCUGAUCUUCAGGGUUUUAUUUUUUAACCUGAAAUCCACUCUUUCCUCAUUUAAGAGUGUGAUUUCUAAGAUUGGUUAAAUUUUAAUGACAAAAUAAAAUCAGCUUUUUUAAAAAUAAAUAAAUAUACACAUAUAUAAAAUAUAUUUACUCUAAAAGUAAAUCCAGUGGUACUGGAUUUUUUUUGUGCUUUAACUAAACCCGGCUAUUAACAUUUCAGUAUUUUUUAGCGUGGAAUUACUUUAUUAACAAUUUUGGACAUAUGUUGAUUGAAGAGCAGUAUUUGAAAAUAAAAUGACUACAAUCAAAUAUUAAUAAUAAAUGCCAAAUUGGUUGUUUUUUUAUGUUAAUCGUGUACUUUAAUCAGAAAAAAAAAAAAACUUUAUGGAGAAGCCUGCCACUUUAUUCUCAUUUUGAUCUAAGGGAGGGUAAGGGCUUUGUGGCAGGGGUUGACCCACGAACAAUAUCACCUGUCCAUAGUACUAGGCAGUCCUGUAGACAGUGAAUGGAGCGGUGGUCACACAUGCUCAGUUCUGCUCCAUUCACUCAGGAUUGGGGACCCCUUUUCUUAUGAUCAUUGGGGGUUCCAUAGGUGAUAGAUGUUUGUGGGCCAACCCCUUUUAAAGGUUCUAUAGUACUCCAUUAAUAAUUCUAUUGUCAGAGAGCGCUAACAGUUAUUCCACUUUGGCUCCAUCAAUGUAGCCCUGGUGGUUCAUAAGAUCGGCUCCCGGGGACUGAUUUGUAUAUGGAGUUUAUUAGAGUUGGUGUUAUUAAGAAUUUUAAUCUAUUUGAUCCAAUCAUCAGCAUGCAGUGUUCAUAUUAGAGCUAUAUGAUUGUGUGAAAUGCCAAAGAUUACACUGAUUUGAUUACUGUGGCCGAGAUGCCUUUACUUGACAAUGUCAUAAGACGUUGUCACAUAAAUAUAUUUUACGUUAAUUGUAUACAAGUAUAUGUCUAAAGAAUGUCCUGUGUCUAGCAUGUUGCUCAUUGAAAUCCAUUUAAGAAAUUGGUUUAAUUGGAUAUAAAAAAAAAUUUACUGCUGAAGUGUUGGGGAGGUUUCACACUCAGUGUUUUUUGGGGGGAGAAAAAAAACUCCACUGUAGUACUUGAUGCAGUAUUUUGAGCCCAAACCAGAAGAGAAUGUAGCAAAGAAUUUAAAGAGCAUCUGUCGGCUGCAUCAAGGUAGGGUUGGUCCUACUGGGUAAGAUUAAUUUAGGGAGGAAUUUAUGUUCUUAAGAAAAAAAAUUACUUAAGAUAUAAGUUUUGUGUCUUUGGUGUGCCAAAGCUCCUCUGCUCUGGACUGAGCCACUUCUCCUGUCCCUGUGAUUGACAGGACCAGGCAUCUCGCCUGGCCCUGUAAUCUCGUCCUGCUCCAUAGUCUACAAUACUGGUGCAUGCACAUUGCAUCGGCCUCUGCUUCGCCAGCAGCACAGGUGACUACUACGCAUGCGCUGAUUUCAUCCUCCCCCCUAGAAGAGAAGCUCAGCUUCAAUCUAGUGAGGAUGACUUCAUUGGUGCAUGUGGAAUAGUCAUUAGUGUAGACUAUGGCGCAGGCAUCUCGCCUGGCACUGUCAAUCAAGGGGGAUAGGGGUAGUGGCUCUAAGUGGAGAGCGGAGGAGCUCUGCUGCUCCAAGGGGCACCAACCUGCCGCUCUGUGCACUGUCCUAAUUUAUGUAUUAAUAAAGUCAUUUUUCUCAGGAAGGGCACAAUGGAGGAACAUAAAUGUCUUUAUGCAGGAGCAUCAACCCUGCCAGGCAUUAUUCCUGGUUUAAAAAGAGUUGAUCCUGCUAACAGACACCUUUUUCUCCUUCCCUUUUUUUUUUUUUAUGUCCCAUCUCCGCUGAUUUUGGUUCAAAAAACUGCAUCAAAGACAAUAGUGGCUCUUUUCCUGUGCGGUGUGUGAAACCAGCCUAAUGCAGUGUCCUAAUACAGGAUGAUGCAGUUGUACCGAGCUUUGCACAUAGGUGCUGGCCAAGUUAUGUGAAUGAAGACAACAGUGCCACUCGUUUCCUCUGGUUGUGUCUGUUAUUGCAUCUCUGUUCCGUUUGCUUGUGUGCGCCUGGGCUGCAAUAGCAGGUAAUGAGUGAUGCUGUUUUGUUCUGACCUCAUAGACCCCUUUAACAAUUUUAUGUAAGUACCCCAGAAGUAAUUGCUGCACGCUAAUGGACCCUAAGGCUGUGAGUUACUUUAAUGUAAACCUGUUACAUUGAACAUGCCAUCUGAUCUGCCAGAAGGAUGAGCUGAGCAGAUUGAUAUACACUUUGGUGGGGAAAAAUUCUAUAGAAUUUAAAAUGUAUAAAUCCUAAAAUAACCUCUGCUUGUUCUGACACUAGGAGUCCGGUGGGUGGUCCGAUCAGUGAUUGACAGCCAUCUCUGUAUGCGUGCUCGAACAGGGGAGGCAGUCAGUCCCUGAGUAGGACUGCACACAUGACUGCCAGGUAUAGAAAGAGCAGGGAUUUCAAUCAGUAAAUUAUUGUGAUGCAGAAUCAAUUUGUUGAGUUCAGCAUGCACUAUAACAUGGUGUCGGUAGAUUAAAGGGGUUUUCCAGUACUCUGGAUAGGCCAUCCAUAUCUGAUGAUCUGGGUUCUGAAACCCCGCACCCCCGCCGAUCAGCUGUUCUGCAGUGCAAGAACAAGAUGGCUCCAUCCUGUGUGUAGUGGACGACGGUGGUUACUGAAUGGUAAUCGGCUCCAUCCACUACACAGUGGUCGAAGCUGUGUAGUGCCAGCACCCAAGCUACUGCAGAAUAGAUGGGUAUCGCCCAUUAAUAUAGUACUGUCACAAAGUAUGUUCAUGGUAAGAGGUUUCAUUUAAAGAAGGAUCCAUUAUAAAUCAUGAUGAGAGAACUCUCAGGCCCAUAUUUUUAAGCCAUACACAGACGAGUGAGUUUAAAGCGAGAAAAUGGCUGCGUGUGGCAGUGUGAUUUUCCCCUUUCUGACCUCUGCUCCUCUGACAGGAUGGCAUGGCCGUAUAAUGAUUUAGAAGGCUGUGUCCCCUGCUAGACCUGGAAGCUACUGAAGUACACUGACAUAAUGCAGUGUAAUUCAGUAGCUUUCAGGGUCUCUCAGGGACACACAGCCUUAUAAAUCAUUAUACUGCCAUGCGAUCCCGUCAGAAGGAGAAAUCUCACUGUCGCACGCAGCGAGUUUCUUGCAUUGAACUCGCUCGUCUGCUUCUGGCCUUAUACACAGAGCUGGGUUCACAUAGCCUGCUCUAUUGAUUGCAAUGCAAGGAAUAAUAUAUAUGGCAAAAUCUACAAUGAAAUCCGUAUUUAACACUGGAUUCGUUCAGCAGUCAGCCAUUUAUGAGAUGUGUAAACCCAGCCUGUAGCUGUCCCUUGGGGGAAGCCUGACCAUUUUUCUUAUCGUCCUUCCUGCUCUAUAGAGUCUGUUUUGGGGUAAACCGCUUUUAAAAUGUGAUGUGAGGAACCAAGUGACGUUCUGUUUUACUGUCUGUAAUUCUGUUGCCUUUUGGUGUUGAAAAAUUGCAGUCACAUUUUGCCUUAAACUUAUCAAUGUAAAGGACUUUAUUGCACACUGGGCUGCAGUAUUUGCAGAUCCCCAUUACGGUUUAUGUGCCCCGGCCACUAUGAAGUCCAUGUACAGCCACCCAUCUGCAAUGGUUUGUCUUAACACAUCAGUUCUGCUGUUUUCUUGUUCCUGCACAUUACUUUGAUAUCACUUUUUAUUAUUUUUUUGCUUAUGUGAAAAAUGCCAAUAAACAUUUCAUUUAUUUUG
Molecule: messenger RNA, 7661 nt
Organism: Bufo gargarizans (Asiatic toad)
Lineage: Eukaryota; Metazoa; Chordata; Amphibia; Anura; Bufonidae
Gene: PXN
Product: paxillin
Exons: 16
Coding region: 125-3418 (1097 amino acids)
Biological process (GO): endothelial cell migration; substrate adhesion-dependent cell spreading; transforming growth factor beta receptor signaling pathway
Source: RefSeq, a predicted model, not a curated record